This is a messenger RNA of Corylus avellana, 3755 nucleotides long. Its product is annotated as protein SMAX1-LIKE 8. Gene Ontology annotation, molecular function: ATP hydrolysis activity; ATP binding. Lineage: Eukaryota; Viridiplantae; Streptophyta; Magnoliopsida; Fagales; Betulaceae. The record is from RefSeq and is a predicted model, not a curated record.
CAAGCAACAUAAAUUUAUGCCCCAAGUUCAAGCUUUUUUAUUUUUUUGUUAAAAAAGAAUUAAACUACUUUUAAAACAUUAUCGUUUUGGUUGAAUAAACUAACGGAAACGAACGUCAAAAGGAAUAAAUAAUUUUUAUUUUCGCCGGCGAUGCCGACGCCGGUUAGUGUGGCCAGGCAAUGCUUGACUCCGGAGGCGGCCCACGCGCUAGACGAGGCCGUGGGCGUCGCGCGCAGACGGGGACACGGGCAAACGACGUCGCUCCACGCCGUGUCAGCGCUCCUCUCACUUCCCUCUUCCACCCUACGCGAGGCCUGCGCGCGUGCAAGGAACUCAGCCUACUCGCCCCGCCUACAAUUCAAGGCCUUAGACCUGUGCCUGAGCGUCUCGUUAGACCGGGUCGCCUCCACCCAACUCUCCGACGACCCGCCCGUGUCGAACUCGCUCAUGGCCGCGAUAAAGCGCUCCCAAGCGAACCAGAGGAGACAGCCCGAGAAUUUCCAUCUCUACCAUCAGAUUCCAAACCAAUCAUCGAUCUCGUGCGUCAAAGUGGAGCUCCAGCAUUUGAUUUUGUCGAUUCUCGAUGACCCGGUGGUGAGCCGGGUGUUCGGCGAAGCAGGUUUUCGGAGCUCCGAAAUCAAGCUAGCUAUGGUUCGCCCUCUCCCUCAGCUCCUCAGGUACUCGCGCUCCAGAGGUCCGCCUUUGUUUCUCUGCAAUCUGAGCGAGUACUCGGACCGGGGUCCGGCUCCAGCUCGUCGGAGCUUCGCCUUUCCGUUCUCGGGGUUUCCCGGGUUCUGCGGCGGAGACGAGAACUGUAGGCGGAUUGGGGAGGUGAUGAACAGGAACAAGGGGAGGAAUCCUCUGCUUGUGGGUGUAUGCGCCUACAGUGCACUCCAGAGCUUCACAGAGGCAACAGAGAAGAGAAAAGAUAGCGUUUUGCCUGUGGAGCUUUCUGGGUUGAACGUAAUUUGCAUUGAAAACGACGUCUCAGAGUUCGUCACGGAGAAUAGCGAUAAAGGGUCUGUGUGUUUGAGGUUUGGUGAGGUGGGUUCGAUGCUGCAGCAAAGUUUGGGACCUGGGUUGGUCGUGAAUUUCGGAGACUUGAAGGCUUUUGUGAGUGACGAGGCCUCAGGUGAAGCAGUGAGCCAUGUCGUUGACCAACUGACGAAGUUGCUGGAGCUUCAUGCUGGGAAAGUAUGGUUGAUAGGUGCAGCCGCGAGCUACGAGUCGUAUUUGAAGUUUGUGAAUAAAUUUCCAUCCAUUGAGAAGGACUGGGACUUGCAGCUUCUACCCAUCACUUCUCUCAGGCCGCCUUCCAUGGCUGAAUCAUACCCCAGGUCCAGCUUGAUGGACUCAUUUGUUCCAUUUGGUGGAUUCUUUUCAACACCUUCUGACUUAAAGGUCCCAUUCAGUAGCUCAUAUCGCUGCAUUCCCCGUUGUCAUCAGUGCAAUGAAAAGUGUGAACAAGAAGUAAUUGAUGUUUCAAAGGAAGGCUUUACUGCUUCAAUUGCAGAUCAAUCCAAAUCUAGCUUGCCUUCUUGGUUGCAGAUGACUGAACUUGGCACUAACAAGGGACUGGAUAUGAAGACCAAAGAUGAUGGAGUGGUAUUGGGUGCCAAAGUUACCGGAGUACAAAAGAAAUGGGACAAUAUAUGCCAUCGUCUUCAUCAAACUCAACAAUUCCCUGAAGCAAACACAUUUCCAACUCUUUUGGGCUUUCAAAUUGUUGAAGACAAGAAGGAAAACACUGAUAAUCACAGCAGCCACAACACAGAUGCAUCUUCAAGUGAAACCAACUGUGUGAAUGUGGAUUCAUCCACGUCCAUGGAUGUGCAAAAGAUUGCUACAUUACAAUCAGGGGGUCCUUUUACUGUGGUUAGCAAGGCUAAGAAUGAGAGUUUGCUAUCCAAACAAUGGGAAAAACCUUCAAAAGGGGAAGAUCUUGAGUCAGGUGGCCUCAAUUCUCCACGCAGUUUAUCCAAUUCCAGUGUGGGUGAUGGUAGUGGAACCUCUCCCACAUCUGCAACUUCUGUGACGACAGAUUUAGGACUGGGAAUAUGCUCUUCUCCCACUAGUGAUAAGCCAAAGAAAUCUAUAAAUAAAAAUCUAGUAGAGCUUUCACAUGAAUUCUCAGGUUGCCUUUCUGCAGACGUUGAUUUGGUCAAUGGGAAUAUCUCUAAUCGUCUGACUCAAUCUUCAUCCUGCUCAAGUCCUGACUACGGUGGGCAGUUUGGCCCAAGAGAGUUCAAGACACUAUUUAGAGCACUGACUCAGAGGGUCGGCUGGCAAGAUGAAGCCAUUUGUGUUAUUAGCCAAACAAUAGCCUGCUGCCGAACAAGAAGUGAAAAGCGCCAUGGAGCAAGUCUGAGAGCGGAUAUAUGGUUCAACUUCAUCGGACCUGAUAGGUUUGGUAAGAAGAAAAUUGCUCUUGCCCUUGCUGAGAUAUUACAUGGAAGCCGGGAACAUUUCAUUUGUAUGGAUUUGAGUUCCCAAGAUGAGAUGAUCUAUUCAAACUCGAUCUUUGAUUGCCAAGAAAUGAAUGGCUAUGAUGUAAAGUUCAGGGGGAAGACUCUUGUUGAUUAUCUUGCGGGGGAGUUGAGCAAGAAACCCUGGUCUGUUGUCUUCCUUGAAAAUGUAGAUAAAGCUGAUGUGCCAGCUCAGAAUCUUUUGUCUCAGGCUAUUCGGACUGGUAAACUUUCAGACUCACAUGGAAGAGAAAUCAGCAUCAAUAAUGCAAUGUUUGUGACAACUUCAACAUUCUCAAAGGGAAAAAAUCUUCGCACUUUUGGGAGGGAGUCCUCAAACUACUCUGAGGAAAGAAUAUUAGGAGCAAAAGGCUGGCCAAUGCAGAUAAGAAUUGGACAUGCCUUUGGAGACAAUACCAAAAGCCAAAACAUAAGUGUGUCUGACACAAUGAGAAAAGACAUCUCCAGUCCAACCUUUUUUAAUAAAAGGAAGCUUAUCGGUGGCAAUGAAUCUCCGGGGCAGCCUGAAAUCUCAGACAUGGCCAAACGGGCUCACAUGACGUCAACUAGGCAUCUAGAUUUGAACCUUCCGGCUGAAGAGAUUGAGGUGCGCGACACCGAUGACGGAAACUCUGACAACAAUUCCAUCUCCAAUAACUCCAAAGCUUGGUUGCAAGAUUUCUUUGAUCAGGUGGAUAAAACAGUAGUUUUCAAGCCAUUUGAUUUCGAUGCACUUGCCGACAUACUAUUGAAGGAGAUCAAGAAGAGCUUCCACAAGAUUGUUGGCUCGGACUGUUCACUAGAUAUUGACUCUAAAGUCAUGGAUCAAUUACUUUCAGCUGCAUGUAUAUCAGACAGGAACAGAGUGGUUGAGGAUUGGGUGGAACGAGUCCUCAGCAGGGCAUUUGCAGAAGUUCCUAAGAGAUACAGCCUCACUGCUCAUUCAAUUGUGAAACUUUCUACUUUUGAGGAACUAGCCCCUGGAGUUUGCCUUCCCCCUAGAAUUAUUCUUAAUUGAUAUGUUAGAAAGCUUAGUAUUGUAAUUAGAUGUAUAAUGUUAGCAUUUAGCAUCUAGUUACCCUUGUUUUAGCCUCUUAGUCCCAUAUUUUGUUGGGUCGUUUCCAGGCCGUGCUUUGUGUAUGAUAUGUAAUCUGUGGCUAGUGCUUGUGGGGUUAUAUUCUAUGUACUAAAUCAGUUGUCUUGGUUUCUCUAUCCUAAAUUUUGUUCCUAGAAUUUGUGUUUAUAAAAGUUCUACAAAGGUUUGUGAAUUAAUUAUCAUCGUUAUUUAAA